AUGCGUCUUGUACACCGUCUUCUCAUGGCCUCGCCAGCCUCAAUCGGCUCCAAAUCAAGUCUGAGCGAAGCCCUUGCUCUCCUGCCUCCACUCCAGCUCUACCGGCGCAUCCUGCGCGUGCACCGCAAGCUCGACCCGGAACUGCGCAUUCUGGGCGAUUCAUACGUGAAGAAGGAAUUCCGGGCGCACCGGACGGCGGAGAACCCUUUACAUAUUAUCGGCUUUUUGACAGAGUGGCAGCUAUAUGCGCAAAAGUUAGAAGGUGACAGUUGGGUUGGGGAGAAGAUCGACAAGUCAAAGUUGGACAAGUUGAGUGAUCAACAAGUUGGGCAACUGUUUGAGUUGAUGGAGGCUAUUAAGAACCCGAACUCGGAAGAAGGUGAAGGCGAGAAGCAGUGA
Molecule: messenger RNA, 399 nt
Organism: Penicillium oxalicum
Lineage: Eukaryota; Fungi; Ascomycota; Eurotiomycetes; Eurotiales; Aspergillaceae
Product: succinate dehydrogenase assembly factor 3
Exons: 3
Coding region: 1-399 (132 amino acids)
Biological process (GO): succinate metabolic process; mitochondrial respiratory chain complex II assembly
Cellular component (GO): mitochondrial intermembrane space; mitochondrion
Source: RefSeq, a predicted model, not a curated record